Molecule: messenger RNA, 1080 nt
Organism: Asparagus officinalis (garden asparagus)
Lineage: Eukaryota; Viridiplantae; Streptophyta; Magnoliopsida; Asparagales; Asparagaceae
Product: GPI-anchored protein LLG1-like
Exons: 3
Coding region: 160-687 (175 amino acids)
Source: RefSeq, a predicted model, not a curated record
UUGGUCCGGUGACAUUUUAGAGGGCUUUCGAGGAAAAAAGCUCCUAAUCAUUGGGGGGUUUUGUGAAAUAAAUACGAGUUCGAAAAGAGCGAACCCCAUUUUCCUCCCUCCCCCCCUCUCUGUUUCUCCUUGAUCUUAGAGCACUAGAAACAACCAUCCAUGGAGCCCAACCGGAUCUUCUUGUUCCAGGGGCUCCUCAUCGCGUUCGCCGUCGGCCUCGCCGCCUCCUCCGCCUUCGUCUCAGAUUCUGUUGUCGAAACCCAGAGAUCUACCGGCCGGAAUCUGCUCCAGACGAAAAAGCCUUGCCCCGUGAGCUUCGAGUUCAUGAACUACACGAUCUUCACAAGCCAAUGCAGGGCACCCCAAUACCCCGCGAAGCUCUGCUGUGGUGCUUUCUUAGAGUUUGCGUGCCCUUAUGCAGACGAGCUCAACGACCUCACGAACGACUGUGCCUCAGUCAUGUUCAGUUACAUAGACCGUAUUGGCAAGUACCCUCCGGGUCUCUUUGCCACCGAGUGCAAGGGAGAUAAGCAGGGGCUUCCCUGCCCCGCCGGUUCUCCUCAGCCCUCUCAGAAUGCUGAUGCUAGUGCCGCCUCUUUUGCUCGUGUUGCGUCGUCUCGGAUUGGUCUCGUGUCUGCGCUCGUCCUGGGGUUUCUUUCCUCUUGGACUGAUGCUUGCAAUGAAUGAUGGUGUUGUAUUCUUUACUGAAUUAUAUUGGCUUAUCCUCUAUUAGUGAUGGUGGUUGCCUAUUAACCAGGAGUUCGAUGGCGAAUGUCGCGGAGCGCGUGAAUCUAGCUGGCGGCGACAAAGAUCCUCAUGGAAUCGGUUCGAAUCUCUAACGUUACUAAAUUCCGCGCUUCCGAUUCGUUUGAUUAUUCUCUAAUUCUUGCGUAUGUUUGCACCCCUGUGCUGAUGCAUUUGUAAUGUAAGGGGGUGAUUGGUGAGAUGUAAUUCUAAAUGAUGAGAUGGUAAGGUUUUUUAUUUAAGAAGUGGUUUUGUUUGUAUUCUAUAUUUAUUAUUUUUGUGCAUGAAUAUGCUUAAGUUUUUAUGGGGAGGUAGGUUUUAGUUGAUUGAGAAUAA